AUAAACCAUAAACCCUAAAUUGUAUUGUCCAAACUUUGCUGAGGUGACAUGAGAGCUCUUGUUUAAAUUUGUGAUAUUGGACCUUCUGUUAACUAUAUUAUAUUAUCAUUAAGGAAAAUAAGAAAACCGGGUUCCAACAUGGCAACCUCACACGCGAAAUCAGAUCUCCUCAAGCUUGGGAAGACGUUACUGGAAAACGGCCCCGUUAAGACCCUUGCCACAUCCCGCCGGAUACGGAUCCUGUUUAACAACGUGUACGUGGCCGACACGACGUCAGCGCUCUAUGUCUGGGAGCAUGAAUACUACCCGUACUAUUACCUACCAGUAGAGUCGUUUACACACGGCCUGCAUACCUGUUUGCCCAGCAACGAUGAUCCUCAGUACUGGACAGCAGCACUUCGUGUUGGGGCCCGGACAACGGACCGGAUCCUCGUCUUCGGGGACGCGCUAAGUCCAUCCUGUAAGCCGCUGGAAAGAACGGUGCGGGUCGAGUUCGCGGCCGCGGAUGUCUGGUUCGAGGAGGACGUCCCGAUCUACGUGCAUCCGAAAGACCCGUUCCGACGGGUCGACGUGCUGCAUUCUUCACGGGCCUUGGAGAUCCGCGUCGACGGACACGUGGUCGCGCAGACGAGCUCUUCGUAUCAUCUGCACGAGACGGGGCUGCCGUGCCGGUUCUACGUGCCGGCGACGGCGGUGGCGCGGGAUAGGCUGAGGGAGAGCGGGACUACGACUGCUUGUCCGUAUAAGGGCGUGGCGAGCUAUUAUCACGUAACCCUUAAAGGUGACGAAGGGGGGGAACGGGUGUACGGGGACCUGGUCUGGUAUUAUAAGACCCCGACGCUUGAGUGUGCGGGUAUUGCGGGGUGCUUGUGCUUCUACCACGAGAAGGACGGGGUUGAGGUUAGGCUUGAUGGAAACGUGUUACAGCGGCCAAAGACUCGUUGGUCGUGAAAGUGUUUCUGGAUAUUUUGGAUUUAUAGUUAAUAUAGCGUAAUUUUAAUCUAUCAAGAAUAUCAAAAUAUAG
Molecule: messenger RNA, 1024 nt
Organism: Daldinia decipiens
Lineage: Eukaryota; Fungi; Ascomycota; Sordariomycetes; Xylariales; Hypoxylaceae
Product: DUF427-domain-containing protein
Exons: 1
Coding region: 139-951 (270 amino acids)
Source: RefSeq, a predicted model, not a curated record